Molecule: messenger RNA, 2641 nt
Organism: Parasteatoda tepidariorum (common house spider)
Lineage: Eukaryota; Metazoa; Arthropoda; Arachnida; Araneae; Theridiidae
Gene: Mcm3
Product: minichromosome maintenance 3
Biological process (GO): DNA strand elongation involved in DNA replication; mitotic DNA replication initiation; DNA replication
Cellular component (GO): nucleus; MCM complex
Molecular function (GO): single-stranded DNA binding; ATP hydrolysis activity; ATP binding
Source: RefSeq, a predicted model, not a curated record
UCUCAACUUUAUCUGAUUUGGCGCGAAGUCGAAGCUCCCGAUAUCUGUUUUUGUUAUGUCCAGUUCCUUUUGUUUGACACUAAUUGCUCUUUAAAUUUUCAAUAUUCCUACUUAAAGUUUUAUUAUUUUUCUUUAAAAAAUGGCUGAUAUUGAUAUUGAUCAACGCUUAAGAGAUAUUCAAAAGGAGUACCUUGACUUUUUGGAUGAUGAUAGUGACCAAGGAGUUUAUAGUCAACUUGCUAAAGACUUAAUAUUGAGGAAAGGAAGACGAAUGCUGAUAAACGUAAAUGACCUGCGAAAAAAGAAUCCUGUCAGAUGUCAAAGCCUGUUGAAUUCUUCUUUUGAAGAGUUUGUGGCAUUUCAAAGAGCCUUAAAAGAAUUGAUUUCAGCUGCUGAUCCGAGCUAUGCCAAAGAUAUAGAAGAGUUUUUUAUUGCACUUGAGGGAAGUUUUGGCUCUAGACAUGUUACUCCAAGAACACUUGUUUCUAGUUAUUUGGGUAAUGUGGUUUGUGUUGAAGGAAUUGUUACAAAGUGCUCCAUUGUUCGUCCCAAGAUUGUCAGAAGUGUUCAUUAUUGCCCAGCCACAGCUAAAACUAUGGAGAGGCGUUACACUGAUUUAACUACGUAUGAUGCAUAUCCUAGUAGUUCUGUUUACCCAACUAAGGAUGAGGAUGGCAAUCUUUUGGAAACUGAAUAUGGUCUUUCAGUAUAUAAGAAUCAUCAAACCUUUUCGAUUCAAGAAAUGCCUGAGAAAGCUCCCGCUGGUCAACUUCCUAGAAAUGUUGAUAUAAUUGCAGACAAUGAUUUGGUUGAUAAAUGCAAACCUGGAGAUAGAGUUCAAGUAGUUGGAAUGUUUCGAUGCUUACCAAGUAAAAAAAUGGGAUACACCACCGGAACUUUCAGGACUAUUUUAAUUGCUAACAACAUUCAACUCUUGAGUAAAGAAGUGUCUCCCCAAAUUUCUGUGGAUGAUGUCAAGAAGUGCAAAAAAUUUUCUAAACAAAAGAAUGUUUUUGACAUAUUGGCCCAUUCUCUUGCUCCUUCAAUUCAUGGGAAUGAAUAUAUUAAGAAAGCGAUAUUAUGUUUAUUGUUGGGUGGAGUUGAGAAAGUCCUACCCAAUGGCACAAGAUUGAGAGGUGACAUAAAUGUGCUGUUGCUUGGAGAUCCAUCAGUUGCCAAAUCUCAGCUUUUACGUUAUGUCUUGCAUACUGCUCCCAGAGCCAUAACCACUACAGGGCGAGGAUCAUCCGGUGUUGGUUUGACUGCUGCAGUUACUACUGAUCAGGAGACUGGUGAUCGCAGACUUGAGGCUGGAGCUAUGGUUUUAGCUGAUCGUGGAGUUGUUUGUAUCGAUGAAUUUGAUAAAAUGUCUGACAUAGAUCGUACAGCCAUCCAUGAAGUUAUGGAACAAGGGCGAGUGACAAUUGCAAAAGCUGGAAUUCAAGCUAAACUGAAUGCUCGUUGUAGUGUCUUAGCUGCUGCAAAUCCUGUUUAUGGAAAGUAUGAUCAGUACAAAACUCCCAUGGAAAAUAUUGGCUUACAAGACUCUCUGCUUUCUCGUUUUGACCUGUUGUUUAUCAUGCUUGAUAAAAUGGAUCCAGAAUGUGAUCGGGAGAUAGCUGAUCAUGUUGUACGAAUGCAUCGUUACAGAAAACCUGGGGAGAUGGAUGGAGAACCUCUGCCUAUUCAUUCUGCUGCUGAUUUUCUGGCCACUAAAGAUCCUGAUUCUGAAGAUGAGCAGGAUGGGGAGACACCAAUUUUUGAAAAAUUUGAUGCUUUACUUCAUGGAUCAAGAGCUAAAAUGGAGAAAGUUGUUAGUAUUGAGUUUAUGAAAAAGUAUAUUCACUUAGCAAAGGCUGUAAAACCAAUUCUCACUAAGGAAGCGUGUGAAAUUCUUUCUGAAGAAUAUACAAAACUUCGAGCAUUUGAUACUCAGAACAGUGAUAUUGCCAGGACUCAACCAGUGACUGCUCGAUCUUUAGAGACGUUGAUCCGUCUUUCUACUGCCCACGCCAAAGCUAGAAUGUCGAAUACGGUGAGUGUGAAAGAUGCUCAGUCUGCUAUCAGUUUGGUGCAGUAUGCCUACUUCAAGAAGGUGAUGGAGAAAGAGAAGAAGCGCAGGCGCCACGACGACAGCUCUAGUGAUGAAGAAACGGAAGAAGCACACAAGAAAAAGAAAUCUACUAAGCCCAGACCUAAACCUGGUGAAGAAGGAUAUGAUCCAUUUGAAUUUGAUGAUGUAGAAGGUGCCCAAGUUGCUUCUUCCCAACCAUCAUCUGGAACGACGCAGGCAGGCUCGUCAACAAUGGAUACAAGUAAACCCAGUAGUUUGUCCGACUCAAGGAUGAAAGACUUCAGAUCAAUUAUAUCGAAACUCUUUAAAGAACGCCAUGCACAGUCUGUUCCUAUCCAAGUGUUGAACGAUUAUGUGAGCGAACAAGAAACAGAACAUCCUUUCACUCCUGAAGAAAUAAAUACUGCUUUGGAUGCGAUGACCGAAGCCAAUCAAUUAAUGGUUGCUAAUGAAAUUGUUUUCUUGAUCUAGAACUUCAAAAACUUUUGUAAAUAUGUUUGUUUUUAAUUGCUUCACUUUUGUCUGCAUUUCUUAUUUUAAAAAAUAAAUUGUUUAAAAAUUUUUCAA